AUGAACACAGACGCACCUCAACAGAACAACAAAUGUGGAAGCUACCGAUGUGCAGUUCUGAACCAUUUGGGUGCACUCCCUAACGUGAAGUUGACAGGAAAUAAAAUCUUCACCUAUGGGGGUACUGACGAACUAAAUGCAAUGAUGAACCAAUUGUUCCGUGACUACCCACAUUCACAUUUCAUCAGCAUCGGUUUUUCGAUGGGCGCCAACAUCACCGCUCGAUUCCUUACGCAGGUCACAGAAGAACAAAGGCGUCGCAUACUGCUUGGUUUGAGUGUAUGCCAAGGAUAUUCGGCAACUAAUUCGGCAUCAAUGUAUCACGACUGGGAAAAUGGGCGUCGUAUCUACAACUAUUUCAUCACGGAGAACAUGAAACGCCUUCUACGACGUAAUUAUGAGCAAGCAGUUGCACCCCACGUCGCUAGUGGUUUGAUUGACGAACAGCGUCUUUGGUCAGCAACGUCGAUUGUGGCGUUUGACGAGAACUAUAAUCGUCGGGUGGCUGGCUUCCAAAGUCUCGAGGCAUUUUACUCCUGGUGCGACUCGCUGCCACAUCUUCCGAAACUCCAAGUACCGAUGAUAUUUUUGAAUGCCAAAGACGAUCCCAUCGUUCCCGAGUGUCUCUGGGAACCUGUGAAGGAACUCGCUUCUCGUUCCGAAGACAUGGCGUUCAUCUUGACAAGGCAUGGCGGUCAUCUGGGCUUCCUUGAAGGUGGCUCAUUCUCACCACAUUCCAUCACUUGGCUUGAUCGAUUCAUUGUGGUCAUGGCUGAUCAAGCUGUGAAAGCCUAUACCCAGUAA
This is a messenger RNA of Cooperia oncophora, 804 nucleotides long. The record is from the annotation of a GenBank genome assembly. NCBI's taxonomy places the organism in Eukaryota, Metazoa, Nematoda, Chromadorea, Rhabditida, Trichostrongylidae.